CGAACAUCUUCCGAAUGUAUGUUUUGUGACCCGUAUGAUGAAUGUUUAUAAUCUUGUGGCUUUAAAUAAAACCAAUAUUAUUUUUAAAAUUUAGAGACUAGAUUGCGUCCAAAUAAAGAAUAUGGCAAAUACUGGGGUGCUUCCUUUUGUUAGGGGUGUGGAUUUCACUAGAAACGAUUUUAGCGGGGACAGAUUUCCAGAGGCAGUGAGAUGCAUGACAGGGGUACAAUGGCUCAAAUUAGAUCGUACCAAUCUUACAGAGAUUCCAAAAGAAAUGGGCAACCUGUUAAAACUGGAGCACUUAUCGCUUACAAGAAACCAGCUUGAGAAACUUUAUGGGGAAUUAACUGAACUAAACUGCCUUCGAACUUUGAAUUUAAGGCACAACAAAGUGAAAAGUUCUGGGAUUCCAUCUGAAUUGUUUAAUUUAGAAGAGCUUAGCACUUUAGAUCUUAGUUAUAAUAAUUUGAAAGAGGUUCCUGAAGGUUUAGAUAAAGCUAAAUCAUUGUUGGUGUUAAACCUAAGCCAUAACCACAUAGACUCAAUUCCAAACUCACUGUUCAUAAACCUAACAGAUUUGCUGUUUCUUGAUCUGAGUGACAAUAAUCUGGAGACUCUACCACCACAAACCAGACGUCUGAUCAAUUUGCAAACUUUUAUAUUGAACAACAACCCUCUCGGACAUUUUCAACUUCGACAAUUACCAUCUUUGGUUAACUUGGAAACACUACACAUGAGGAACACACAAAGGAACUUGAGUAACUUUCCUGGUAACCUAGAUAACUUGACUAAUUUGGCAGAUGUGGAUUUGGCUCAAAAUGCGUUGCCUAAAGUGCCUGAUGCCCUGUUCAGUUUGGCAAAUCUGAAAAGGUUGAAUUUAAGUGAAAAUGAAAUUACAGAGUUGUCUACAGCGAUAGAAAAUUGGCAGAAGCUAGAAACCCUCAACCUUUCACGCAACAAACUAACAAGUCUGCCGGGUUCUUUGUGUAAGCUGGCAUUUUUGAGAAGAUUGUACGUAAAUGACAACCAACUGGAUUUUGAGGGUAUACCCUCUGGUAUUGGGAAACUAGGUAGCUUGGAAGUGUUUUCAGCUUCACAUAAUCGCUUGGAGAUGAUUCCAGAGGGACUUUGCAGGUGUGGGUCGUUGAAAAAAAUGAAUCUGAGCUCAAACUGUUUGAUAACUCUGCCAGACGCAAUCCAUUUUCUCACGGAUUUGGUCCAACUGGACUUGAGGAACAACCCAGAUUUGGUGAUGCCGCCAAAACCUGUUGAGAAUGUCAGAGGGGCAGGAUUGGAAUUUUACAACAUCGAUUUUUCUUUACAAUACCAACUGAGAUUGGCUGGAGCUAAUAUACCGCAACAAACUCCAGCACAGAAUCCUAGUAAAGAUCCGAUAGCAAGAAAAUUGAGACUGAGAAGAGGUAGACGAGAUCAUGAGGAAGCAGAUCAGGAUCAAGCAAAGAUAUUAAAGGUGAAAAUGGUUUAUUGAGAUUUGUCUUAUGUAAAGGUACUUUUUGUAGGGAAUGAAAGAUAUUGCUAAGGAGAAAAACAGAAGCACACAAGAAGAGGCUAAGGCAGAAAGCUUAAAGCCUAAACGAUGGGACGAAGCCUUGGAAAAACCUCCAGUAGAUUACUCGGAAAUUUUCGAAGACAUGGCCGGCCAAGCACCAGGCCCUGACGAUAUGGGAAAUUGAAAAUUUCUACCCAAAUCGAAUUGUAGACGCAGCUCACGGGAAAUUUUAUGAAGCAGAUUGUUACAUUGUUUUGAAAACGUCUUUGGAUGAAAACCAGUCUUUGAAUGGGAAAUUUAUUUUUGGAUCGGCGAAAAAGCCCCG
Molecule: messenger RNA, 1835 nt
Organism: Acanthoscelides obtectus
Lineage: Eukaryota; Metazoa; Arthropoda; Insecta; Coleoptera; Chrysomelidae
Source: the annotation of a GenBank genome assembly